AAACACAACCUGUUUCUUACUGAUUUGUAUUUGUAAAAUUUGAAUACACUAGCAAGGACAAUAUAAACUACUUAAGGUCCGGUUUCAUACCAUUUCUUUUCUUUUUUUCUCAACAUUAUUUUACAGCUACUUGGACUGAUCAGUUGACGGAAAUCUGGUAUUUUAGACGACGCGCAUACACAAUAUGUUUCCUUUCGGCCUUUCGACUGUGUUACUGGUUGUUACACAUAUUUUCCUGGUGUUUGCCAACGUCAACAUUAAUGAAGGUAAUGGCACAUCCAUUCAAACAACAUCAACGUCAGGAAAUAUCACAACAAUGCCCAGCAACAUUACGACAACGCCGAGUAAAUCGACAUCACCUCUCAGUACUACAAACAUGCCUAGCAACAUAACGACAACGCCGAGUAAAACGACAUCACCCCUCAGUACUACAACUCAGCCCAGCAACAUUACGACAACGCCGAGUAAAAUGACAACAUCACCUCACCCCAAUACUACAACCAUGCCUAGCAACAUAACGACAACAACGAGUAAAGUCACAACAUCACAUCACAAUACUACAACCAAGCCAAGUACGCUAACAACAAACUCGAGUACAAUCACGACACAGCCUAGCAACAUUACCACCAUAUCAACUGGGCUGACAACACCAAAGACGCGAACCACAACGCCAACUAACACAACAACUGUAAAACCAACACACAAACCAACUGCGAAACCUCACCAAAGUCACAGAAAAUUCGACGCAUUGUCAUUCGUUGGCGGUAUCAUUCUUGGCUUCGGUGUUGCCGCAUUAAUCAUACUGUCAGUGUUCAUCUGCUGCAAAAGGAAGAAAGGAGAAUAUGCGUCAAUAUAGUGUCAAUGAUGAUAAAGAAAUGUCCAGAUAAUUUCCACAAAUAUUUGUAAACAGAACGUGUACUCCUUCAGAUUAUUUUUAUUGAGAGAAUGUGAUAAUAAAGUAUUUAAGUAAAAUUGAACAACCGACAAAACAAGAGACUAAUCAACAUGUUCAUGGGCACAAAACACUGUGGUCAUAAAAGACCUCUGCAAUUUUACACCUUAGCAAAUGUAAAAAUCCUCUACAGACUAUCUGUUUAAACAUCUACAUAUUAUUAUUACUAAGCAUUAUUACUAAGUAUUUUCGAAACUUUCAAUUUAAAUAGAAAUGAUUAGAUAAAUUGUUAUGUUGUUCAGUUUGACCUUAACAUAACAAGUGGAAGUUUUCCUGACACGUGACGAUAUGAGCACGGGUGUUAGAUGGUUGUAUUGCCUUAAGUCUGUUAUAAAAAGAAUUCUGCAGAAACUGUGACAUUGUAUGUGAACAGUAAGGAAUUUAUCAGAAUUCUAUCGUAGAGAAGAUUAUUUCUUUAUCACAAAAGUUAAAUGGAAAAGAAAUCUGUUUCAUUAUUUAAUUUCCUGAAAUGAUCAUGUUACAUUAAUUCGUUUACUCUUCUAUUAUUACCAAGCUAUGCGUAUUCGUUAUUCAACUGCAUGUUUAAGAUUAUGAAAAUAAAGGAAACUAAAGCGA
Messenger RNA from Ruditapes philippinarum (Manila clam), 1528 nucleotides. Its product is annotated as integumentary mucin C.1-like. The record is from RefSeq and is a predicted model, not a curated record. The coding region runs from base 185 to 856 and encodes 223 amino acids. NCBI's taxonomy places the organism in Eukaryota, Metazoa, Mollusca, Bivalvia, Venerida, Veneridae. The transcript has 2 exons.